AUGGUUCAGAAGAAGAAGAUUGGAAUUAUUAGUGUAACCGCUUUAAUCUUUGUUGCCAUGGUGGUGGCUAUCGUGGAUAGUGUUAUCCGUAGAGGUACCGGCGACGGUGGCGAUCUUUCAACUAGUCACGUUACCGCUACAUCAAAGGCUAUCAAAGCCAUUUGUCAACCAACUGAUUAUAAAGAAACUUGUGAAAAGAGCCUCGCAACUGAAGGGGGAAACCUGACCAAUCCUAAAGACUUGAUUAAGCUUGAGUUUAAAGUUGCAAUUGAUGAAUUGAAGCUGGCCCUUAAAAACACAUCCGCAGGGAAAGAAGCAAAUAAAGAUCCAAAGGUCAAACAGGCUUUUGCGAAUUGUAAUGAUCUUCUGGAGUCAGCCGUUGAAGAUCUCAAUGUCUCCUACAGUAAAAUGGGUGCACUUGAUAUUGGUAAAGCUGAUGGUUACAUUCAAGACGUGAAAGUUUUUCUCAGCGGGGCUGCCACAUUCCAAGAAAGUUGCUUGGAUGAAUUUAAAAACGUAAAGGGCGAUUUUGGAGAGAAAAUGAAAAGGCUUUUGAAUACUUCAAGGGAGCUGACAAGCAAUGGUCUUGCAAUGAUGAAUGAUUUCUCUUCAGUCCUCAACUCAUUGAGCAUAACAAGCACAAAGAGACGGCUUCUCUCUCGUGAUGAAUUUCCUUCAUGGCUUAAUGAGGGCCGCCGUAGACUCCUUGAUGAAACUCCAGGAACAAUCCAAGCUGAUGUUAUUGUAGCUCAGGACGGCAGCGGCAAGUUCAAGACCAUUUCUGAAGCUCUCAAUCUUGUCCCGGACUUCAAGAAUAACCCUACCAAUAAGUCAUUUGUAAUUUACAUCAAAGAAGGAAUUUAUAGCGAGUACGUGACAGUCACAAAGAAAAUGCCAAAUGUUAUGUUCAUCGGCGAUGGCCCCCUAAAGACCAAAAUCACUGGCAACAAGAAUUUCAUUGACGGAACAAAUACAAUGAACACAGCAACAGUUGCCGUAUUGGGGCCCAAUUUCAUAGCGAAGGACAUUGGAUUUGAGAACAGUGCGGGAGCUGAGAAGCACCAAGCUGUGGCCUUGCGUGUUCAAGCUGACUGUUCAAUCUUACUCAACUGCCAAAUGGACGGAUACCAAGACACUCUCUACGCUCAUGCUCAUCGCCAAUACUACCGAGACUGCACCAUUACUGGCACCAUUGACUACAUCUUUGGUGAUGCAGCUGCCGUUUUCCAGAACUGCAAGAUGAUAUUCAGGAAACCAAUGGCCAACCAAGCCGUCAUCGUCACAGCCCAAGGAAGAAGCGACAAGAAUUCAGUCACAGGACUUGUUCUCCAAAACUGCACCAUCACUGGUGACCCUGAAUACGUGAAGGUGAAGGAUACUAACAAGGGUUACCUCGGCAGGCCCUGGAAGAUGUUCUCAAGAACAGUUUAUUUGCAGUCUGAGAUUGAAGAUGUGAUUCAGCCCGAUGGAUGGUUACCUUGGGAUGGUAACUUUGCUCUUGACACUUGUUGGUACGCGGAAUAUGGCAAUAGGGGUCCUGGUUCUGACACGGCAAAGAGAGUUACAUGGCCUGGUAUUCAUAAGCUCACUCCUGAGCAAGCUGCCGAUUUCACCGUCGAGAAGUUCUUUGUGGUCGAUUGGAUUAAGCCCACUAGUGUGCCUUACAACUUUGGCAUGUUCUGA
Molecule: messenger RNA, 1683 nt
Organism: Pistacia vera
Lineage: Eukaryota; Viridiplantae; Streptophyta; Magnoliopsida; Sapindales; Anacardiaceae
Product: pectinesterase-like
Exons: 2
Coding region: 1-1683 (560 amino acids)
Biological process (GO): cell wall modification
Molecular function (GO): pectinesterase inhibitor activity; pectinesterase activity
Source: RefSeq, a predicted model, not a curated record